CUGAGGCCGGGCUGCGGGCACUAAAGGGUUAACGUGGGCCGGCGUGACACGAUGACACGUAGGGUGACGUCACGCGGGAGGAGGCGGGGCUCAGCUCCCAGGAGUCCCCGCGGCGGGGGGUGCGCGGCGCGGUGCGGUGCAGACCGGGGGGGGCGGGGCUGCGUCCCCUCCUCAUGCGGGGGGGCGCAUGCCGCGUGCUUGCCCGCAGGCCGGGCGCGGUGACGCGCGGGUGUGGCCCCCAGGUGCCGGUGCGGGGCUCGGGGGGCCCUCCGACAAGACGCGGCCCCGGGGGUGACCCCCGGCCUGGGCAGCGGCGGGGAGCGAUGGGAACGCCGCCGGGGCCUGGGGGCCGGCCCCCUCACGCCCCCCGCCAGCAACCAGGUGCUGGGACCCUGCAGAGAGCUGAGCAGCAGCCUGCUGAGGAGGGGCCGGUGAUCCUGGAGCUGCAGAGGACGUGUGCAGGGAGCCUGGAGGAGAGGAGCUCCCUGACCCCUGAGCCAGGCCAAGUGCAGAAGGGGCAGGGCAGGCCUCCAAAGCAGGUGGAGAGCUCGGAGCUCCGGGAGGUGUUCGAGGACGUGGCGGUGUAUUUCACACGGAAGGAGUGGAAGCUGCUGGACGAUGAAGACAAGGUGCUUUACCAGGACCAGAUGCUGAAGAAUUACCAAGCCCUCGUUUCCCUGGGAUAUCAAGGUCCCACACCUGACUUAAUCUGCAGCAUUCAGCGAGGACAGUUGGAGCUCUGGGUCUGUGAUGAUGAGGAGAUUGGGGAAGUCUCAAGAUCAGAGGGCCUUCUGCCAGGAGGUGCCAGGCUGCUGAGCAGAGCUGAAGAGGAGCUUUCUGUGCAAGGGUCUGCAGACCUGGAUCCAGUGCAGACUUCCCCAGAGAGUUUGAGUGACAUGGACUCCCUGGGACCUGAGAAGGAGCAAUGCUACAAGAUUCAGGGGAGGCCCCAAAAGCAGAAGGAGAAUGUAGCCAUGAGCCAGGACCGGUGCAUCCCCCUAGAGAGCAAGACACACCACUGCACUGUGUGCAGGAAGAACUUCAGCUGCUUGCAAGUCCUGUCCCAGCAUGAGUGUGUGCAGCACCACUGCACUACGUGUGGGAAGAGAUUCAGACAGCUCUCCAAACUGGCAAGGCACUGGUGCAUUCACACAAGGGAGGAGCUACAUCAGUGUUCAGAGUGUGGGAAGAGCUUCAGUAACUCCUCUGAGCUGGCUCGGCACCAGCGUAUCCACACAGGGGAGAAGCCACAUCAGAGCUCAGAGUGUGGGAAGAGCUUCAGUUACUCCUCCGAGCUGGUUCAGCACCAGCGUAUCCACACAAGGGAGAAGCCACAUCAGUGCUCAGAGUGUGGGAAGAGGUUCACUUGCCCCUCCCAGCUGGCUCGGCACCAGCGUAUCCACACAGGGGAGAAGCCAUAUCAGUGCUCAGAGUGUGGGAAGAGCUUCGCUCAGUCCUCCAGGCUGGUUGAGCAUAAGCAUGUCCACACGGGGGAGAAGCCACAUCAGUGCUCAGAGUGUGGGAAGAGCUUCAGUUACUCCUCCGCCCUGGCUCAGCACCAGCGUAUCCACACGGGGGAGAAGCCACAUCAGUGCUCAGAGUGUGGGAAGAGCUUCAGUCAGUCCUCCAGCCUGGCUCUGCACCGGCGUAUCCACACAGGGGAGAAGCCGCAUCAGUGCUCAGAGUGUGGGAAGAGCUUCAUUCGCCCCUCCCAGCUGGCUCUGCACCGGUGGAUCCACAUGGGGGAAAAGCCACAUCAGUGCUCAGAGUGUGGGAAGAGCUUCAGUCAGUCCUCCAUCCUGGCUCGGCACCAGCGUAUCCACACAGGGGAGAAGCCAUAUCAGUGCUCAGAGUGUGGGAAGAGCUUCCGUUACUCCUCCAGGCUGGUUGAGCAUAAGCGUCUCCACACGGGGGAGAAGCCAAAUCAGUGCUCAGAGUGUGGGAAGAGCUUCAGUUACCGCUCCCAGCUGGCUUUGCACCAGCGUAUCCACACGAGAAAGAAGCUACAUCAGUGCUCAGAGUGUGGGAAGAGCUUCACUCAGUCCUCCAGCCUGGCUCUGCACCAGCGUAUCCACACAGGGGAGAAGCCACAUCAGUGCUCAGAGUGUGGGAAGGGCUUUGCUCAGUCUGCCCACCUGGCUUAUCACCAACGUAUCCACAUAGGGGAGAAGCCACAUCAAUGCUCAGAGUGUGGGAAGAGCUUCACUUACCGCUCCCAGCUGGCUGUGCACCAACGUAUUCACACGGGAGAGAAGCCACAUCAGUGCUCAGAGUGUGGAAAGAGCUUCGCUUAUUCCUCCAGCCUGGCUCAGCACCAGCGUAUCCACACAGGGGAGAAGCCACAUCAGUGUUUAGAGUGUGGGAAGAGCUUCAGUUACCCCUCCCAGCUGGCUCUGCACCAACGUAUCCACACAGGGGAAAAGCCACAUCAAUGCUCAGAGUGUGGGAAGAACUUCAGUUACUCCAGCCAGCUGGCUGUGCACAAGCAUGUCCACACAGGGCAGAAGCCACAUCAAUGCUCAGAGUGUGGGAAGAGCUUCAGUUACUCCUGCCAGCUGGCUGUGCACAAGCAUGUCCACACAGGGGAGAAGCCACAUGGGUGCUCAGAGUGUGGGAAGAGCUUCAUUUACUCCUCCGAGCUGGUUAAGCACCAGCGUACCCACACAGGGGAGAAGCCAUAUCAGUGCUCAGUGUGUGGGAAGACCUUCAGUCACUCCUCCAGCCUGGCUCUGCACCAGCAUAUCCACACGGGGGAGAAGCCACAUCAGUGCUCAGAGUGUGGGAAGAGCUUCAUUCGCCCCUCCCAUCUGGCUCUACACCAGCGUGUCCACACGGGGGAGAAGCCACAUCAGUGCUCAGAGUGUGGGAAGAGCUUCAGUUACUCCUCCGAGCUGGUUAAGCACCAGCGUAUCCACACAGGGGAGAAGCCGCAUCAGUGCUUAGAGUGUGGGAAGAGCUUCAGUCAGUCCUCCAGCCUGGCUCUGCACCAGCGUAUCCACACAGGGGAGAAGCCACAUCAGUGCUCAGAGUGUGGGAAGAGCUUCAUUCGCCCCUCCCAUCUGGCUCUGCACCAGCGUAUCCACACGGGGGAGAAGCCACAUCAGUGCUCAGAGUGUGGGAAGAGCUUCACUCAGUCCUCCACCCUGGCUCAGCACCAGCGUAUCCACAUAGGGGAGAAGCCAUAUCAGUGCUCAGAGUGUGGGAAGAGCUUCACUCAGUCCUCCAGCCUGACUCAGCACCGACGUAUCCACAUAGGGGAGAAGCCCCAUCAGUGCUCAGAGUGUGGGAAGAGCUUCACUCGCUCCUCCCAUCUGGCUCGGCACCAGCAUAUCCACACCGGGGAAUAGCCAUAUCAGUGCUCAGAGUGUGGGAAGAGCUUCCGUUACUCCUCCAGGCUGGUUGAGCAUAAGCAUGUCCACACUGGGGAGAAGCCACAUCAGUGCUCAGUGUGUGGGAAGAGCUUCAGUCAGUCCUCCAGCCUGGCUCAGCACCGGCAUAUCCACACAGGGGAGAAGCCGCAUCAGUGCUCAGAGUGUGGGAAGAGCUUCAUUCGCCCCUCCCAGCUGGCUCUGCACCAGUGGAUCCCCACGGGGGAAAAGCCAGAUCAGUGCUCAGAGUGUGGGAAAAGCUUCACUCGCCCCUCCCAGCUGGCUCAGCACCAGCGUAUCCACACAGGGGAGAAGCCAUAUCAGUGCUCAUAUUGUGGGGAGAGCUUCACUUACCUCUCCCAGCUGGGUCUGCACCAGUGUAUCCACACAGGGGAGAAGCCACAUCAGUGCUUGGAGUGUGGGAAGAUGUUCAUUCAGUCCUCCCACCUGGCUCAGCACCAGCGUAUCCACACAGGACAGAAGCCACAUCAGUGCUCAGAGUAUGGGAAGAGCUUCCCUCACUCAUCAGGCCUAGAUUAGCACCAUCGUAUCCACACAGAGAAGAAACUACAUAAGUGCUCAGAGUGUGGGAAGAACUUCACUCGGUCCCCUUACCUAACCAAACACAGCCUGAUGCACACGGGGAAGAAACCAUAUUGGUGCUUGGAGUGUGGGAAAAUCUUCAACCUGUCCUCUACCCUGGCCCAGCCCCAGAUUACCAACACGGGUUAGCAGUCAUAUCAGUGCUCAUAGUGUGGGAAGAGCUUCACUCACUCCUCAAGCUGGGCUCUGCAUGAGCUUAUUCACAUGAGGGCGAAACCGUAAUAGUGUUUAGAGUGGGAAGAGCUUCAUCUAAUCCUCCAGCUGUCCUGGCACCAGCGUAUCCACACAGAGGAGAAACCACAUCCGUGCUCGAAGUGUGGGAAGUGUUUCUUCCACUCCUCCAAACUGGCCCAGCACCAGUGCAUCCCUAUCCAGGAGUGUCCAUAAUUCUGCCAGCAAUACAGAAAGGGUUUGGGGAUGUAUACCAGCUCAGCACCCACCGGUGUCUGCAUCCAGGGAAGCAGUGUCAGGCCCAGGGACUGCAGCAACAGUUUACUCUUUGUUCAGCCUUUCUAGGGCACUGCAAAACCCAAAGGCCACAGAGGCUGGCCUCCCAGGUUUGAUAUGGAUGAAGGGUUAAAAGGAAACACCUCAGUCAGAGGCCAGCACAGAUACUGGGGGAACCUAUGAGGAGAUUGUGGCAGAAUCCCAUCUCUGUCUCUCCCCAAACACCUCCAUCUGACAACUGGGUUCCCGUGGUAACUGCAGAGGGCAGACACCUCUGGUGCCAUCUGCUUCAGGUAACCCCGAGUUGUAACCUGAGCUGGAUGCAUUCCUCAGGGAGGGGGAAACCUGCUCCCUUUGCCUACAAGAUUGGCAUCACAUACCUGGGUGCAGGGCUUAAGCUCCCUAUUGUUCUAAGCAAUGGCAACCUGACUGGGAUGGGGCUAGAGACCCCACGAGUCUGCCUGGCAACCAGUGAUGCAUCUCAAAUUGUUUGUCUGGCACCCAACAGUUGCUGGCCUUCAUUGGAUCAGGUAAAUGAGGUCAUAAAGUCUAUAUAAGUUAUGGACUGCCCAGGAGAAGGGGCAGUAGCCAUGAUGAGAACUCGGAGAGAAGCUGGACCUUCUGAAACUCACUUACUCUCUUGAUACUCACUAUUGAUGAAUUGCUUGUCUCCAGAGGGAAUCUCUAGCUGUCUCUGGAUGAUACUUGUGAGUAAGCUACUUGAGAGCAAACUAGAUAUAUAGGUUGUAGUAACAGAUGUGUAAUCAAAGGCUACCAUGCCAAUGUUUGCUCUGUGGGAUGUCUUUGAUUUUGCUCUACUCUGUACCCUAUUGCAAAGCUACUUCUUUUAACCAAUAAAGUUCUUAGUACCUA
Messenger RNA from Alligator mississippiensis (American alligator), 5291 nucleotides. RefSeq names its product zinc finger protein 420-like. Lineage: Eukaryota; Metazoa; Chordata; Crocodylia; Alligatoridae. The record is from RefSeq and is a predicted model, not a curated record. Gene Ontology annotation, cellular component: nucleus. The coding region runs from base 174 to 3347 and encodes 1057 amino acids. The transcript has 6 exons. Gene Ontology annotation, biological process: regulation of transcription by RNA polymerase II. Gene Ontology annotation, molecular function: DNA-binding transcription factor activity, RNA polymerase II-specific; RNA polymerase II transcription regulatory region sequence-specific DNA binding.